Messenger RNA from Dentiscutata erythropus, 1410 nucleotides. The record is from the annotation of a GenBank genome assembly. Lineage: Eukaryota; Fungi; Glomeromycota; Glomeromycetes; Diversisporales; Gigasporaceae.
AUGAUAAAGGAAACACCACUUCAAGAACUUGCCAAAGAACUGAAAUUUUUGAUAAAUAAUCAACUUUACAGUGAUUUAGAGAUAGUUUGUAAAGAUGGAGUGAUUCUUUUUGGAUCUAGAGCGAUAUUAGCAGCAAGAUCUAAAGUUCUCGAUGGAAUGCUUUACAAUGGAAUGAAAGAAACACACGAAAAACGUGUAAAAUUUCCUAAUAUCAACUCUAAAGUUUUUUUAUUUGUGUUAGAAUUUAUAUAUACAUCAUCUAUUACGAAUGAUUCCUUGACAUUUGAAGAAGCAAUAGAGAUUUAUCGCGCAGCCGAUUUUCUUCAACUACCAACUUUACAAGAUAUUAUUAUUAAAUUUAUCAAGUACUACGUUAACAAAAAUAAGCAACUGGCACCAAAUUUAUUAACAGAAGCAGUUCGUUCCUCAGAUAUAUUAGCACAUGGAGUUCUCAUUAAUACUUUAAUUGAGAUUAUCGCAAAAAUUCCUCUGGAUUCAAUUACAUUUGAACGUUUAUCAAUUCAAGCAUUAAAUUGUUUACUCUCAGCUAGAUAUGAUAGAAAAGUUCAAUUUUUAACACAAGAAUAUCAUGUAUUACGUUAUGUAAUACUUCACACAGCAAACAUGAUCUCCAAAGAAGCACAUGAAAUUUUUGAAUUAAAAAUACUUAAAUUGGAAAAUUUUGAAAAAUCCGAAGUUGGAAAUCAUGAUGAAAUUAGUGAAUUGAAUAAAUUUAAUUCAAAUAUUACAAAGCAAAUAACACCAUUGCUUAAAUUUAUAAAUUGGAAUCAUAUAGAUAAUAAAAUUAUUGAAGAAAUAAUUCAACCAUUAAAGAUCGUACCAGAAGAAAUAUUGAAAGAAGCAUACACUUUUAAAGCGAAUAAAAGAUUAAUAUUUAAGGAAAAAAAUGGAAACCCUUUUAAAUUUGAUAGUGCAUCUAGUGGAAAGCAACUUAUAUUUAAUGAAGAUUAUUCAGAAGUUUCAUCAGUGGUAACUAAACCUGAAAUGAUGAUAUAUCAAAGUGUAAGAAGUCAAUAUAUUAUUACAGAAAGUGGAGAACAUGAAUGGGAAGUUAUAAUAGAAGAGAUUGGAGACGCAUCUAAUUGUUACAUCGGAAUCUGUGAUGAAUAUUGUGAAUUUAACACAUUUUUGGGAAAUUCAGUAAACGCAUGGGUAUUUAAUCGUCAAGGAACUUGUUGGAAUAAUGGAAUUUUUAGCCGAUAUGGAAGUGAAUUUAAUGUUGGAGAUACGAUAACGGUGCACGUUGAUAUGGACCAACGAACAUGUGCAUUCUCAGUUAACGGCAAAAGACAUCCACCAGUAAAUUGGACCAAUCUUCCAUCGAAACUUUAUCCGAUUGUUUCAUUCAGGAACUCUGGACGUUUGCGAAUUCAAUCUCAUGUGAAUUAA